AUGUAUGCCGGAGUUCCUUUAAUUUGUAUUCCAAAAUAUGGAGAUCAAAAAUAUAAUGCUUCGAUUGUCGAAUCUAAAGGGGUUGGCAUUUAUGUGGAUUAUGAAGAAUUAAAGGGCUCUACUGAUGAACAAUUAAAGGAUUCUACUGAAUCUCUCAGAAACGCCCUUUAUCAAAUAUUAUAUGACGAGUAUGGAAAUUUUAACAGUAAAUAUAGUAAGAAGGCUGAAAAAAUGAGAAAGAACAUUCUUCGAAAUUAUGAACAUGAAACGAUGAAAGAUAAAUUUUUGGGUAAAUUUUAGGUGAUAGAUUUUAGUGAAGGAUUUGUCUAACAAAAGAAGAAAAAAUUGGAAGAGUUUUUUGGGGUCAUUUGGGUUAAAAAA
Meloidogyne enterolobii is the source of this 381-nucleotide messenger RNA. The record is from the annotation of a GenBank genome assembly. NCBI's taxonomy places the organism in Eukaryota, Metazoa, Nematoda, Chromadorea, Rhabditida, Meloidogynidae.